This is a messenger RNA of Lottia gigantea (owl limpet), 426 nucleotides long. RefSeq lists its product as hypothetical. The transcript is spliced from 2 exons. The record is from RefSeq and is a predicted model, not a curated record. Lineage: Eukaryota; Metazoa; Mollusca; Gastropoda; Lottiidae. The coding region runs from base 1 to 426 and encodes 141 amino acids.
AUGGUACAAGGGCUGGAAUGUGUUGAGGAAGAAUGGAGAUAUCAAAACCCAAUAUGUAAACGCACAGAAUGUCGAUACAAGUUUACAAACGUAACAGGUUUACGGCCUUAUUCCUACAAAAGAAGUUUAGUAUCUGAUUCAGCGGAAUGUGAUGAAAACUGUGCUAACGAUACCAGAUGUUCCACUUCUGCCAUGACUGGGGGUACAUUAUGUGGAAGUUACGACACACCAAUCAUCUUCGUGUCGUUUGAUGGAAAUGAAGACAGAUGUAUUGAAAAGUGCAACGAGAUGAGUGAAUGUAAAACGAUUGGCACUGAAAUGGAUUUUUUCUGUGUAUUAUUUAACGUUACCUUGGACAAGAUUCCAAAUAAUCUGAAACGACCUUACCGAACCACUUAUACCGUAGCACAGAAAAUCUGCGAAUAA